Molecule: messenger RNA, 1509 nt
Organism: Kluyveromyces marxianus DMKU3-1042
Lineage: Eukaryota; Fungi; Ascomycota; Saccharomycetes; Saccharomycetales; Saccharomycetaceae
Gene: VAN1
Product: Van1p
Exons: 1
Coding region: 1-1509 (502 amino acids)
Biological process (GO): cell wall mannoprotein biosynthetic process; protein N-linked glycosylation
Cellular component (GO): mannan polymerase complex
Molecular function (GO): alpha-1,6-mannosyltransferase activity
Source: RefSeq, a predicted model, not a curated record
AUGGCUAUUUUUGUUAAAGACAAGGUUCUUGAACUUCCCAGACAUCGGGAUAGCAAGGAACCGUCACAUUUCCGUCCAAAGAAUGGAUUUGGUGGGUUUAAAGGACUUAAGUACACGAAGAAAGAUCUGUUUCGGAAGCGUAACGUGCUUACAGGGAUUCUAGGAUUCGUUUCGUUGUAUACGUUGUUUGUGCUGUUGUUCCGGGAGAAUUAUGGGACAUUCAAUGUAUCUGGUCUUAAUCCUAUGUCGCUUGAAGAUCAAGAGUACUAUGAUUACGAUUUCAAAGGAUUAGAUCCGAAUACAAUCAAGAAGUUUGACGAAGGAGUUUCUCAUUAUAUAAUAUCGAAGGGCGGUAUGGAAGCGCUUUCGCCAGAGGAUAAAGAACUUUAUGAGCAAGAAGUGGAGAUGUUGAUUGCAUCCACUACGGAUGUGUAUGAUUUGAGCGAGUAUUCUGGACAUAAGGAUGGAGCACCACAGAGAGAUCAUGUUUUACUAUGUGUUCCAUUGAGAGACGCAGCUCCAAUGCUACCGUUACUAUUCAAGAACUUGAUGAAUUUGACAUAUCCUCACGAAUUGAUAGAUAUUGCGUUCUUGGUUAGUGACUGUACUGAUGCGGGACAUACGAUGAACUCUCUCAUUGAGUUUUCUAAGGAGUUGCAGAACGGGACUUUGUCCAAGACUCUAGAAGCAUUUGAGUCCGAGCAAGACAAGAAGAACUCGGCGGAUAAACUGUAUUUGAAGUAUAUGAAGAAAGAGUACUUGGAUAUGGUGAAGACUGCGUUUAGCCCACCAUUCCACGAUAUGUACGACAAACCUUUCCGCUCAAUUCAAAUCUUUGAGAAAGAUUUUGGUCAACAGAUCGGCCAAGGUUUCAGCGAUAGACAUGCUGUGAAGGUUCAAGGUGUGAGAAGAAAGCUAAUGGGACGUGCAAGAAACUGGUUAACCGCGAAUGCACUAAAACCUUAUCACUCUUGGGUUUAUUGGAGAGAUGUCGAUGUCGAAUUGUGCCCCGGCAGUGUUAUUGAAGACCUGAUGAAAUUCGACUAUGAUGUUAUGGUUCCAAACGUUUGGAGACCAUUGCCAACUUUCCUAGGUGGAGAACAAGCAUAUGAUCUAAACUCGUGGAUGGAAUCCAAUGAAGCGCUAAAAUUAGCGAAAACGUUAGACGAGGAUGACGUUAUCGUAGAAGGGUAUGCGGAAUAUCCAACUUGGAGAGUUCAUUUGGGCUACCUCAGAAAUGAGAAUGGUAAUCCAAACGAACUACUUGAUUUGGAUGGUGUUGGUGGUGUUUCUAUCUUGGCAAGAGCCCAUUUGUUCCGUAAAGGUAUUCAUUUCCCAGCUUUCACUUUUGAAAAUCAUGCAGAAACGGAGGCCUUUGGUAAGAUGGCCAAAAAGAUGGGUUUCAGAGUCGGUGGUCUACCUCAUUACACUCUAUGGCACAUAUAUGAACCUAGUGAUGAUGACUUAAGGGAGAUUGCAAAACUGGAGAGGGAGAAUAAACGUGAUUGA